Molecule: messenger RNA, 4193 nt
Organism: Dalotia coriaria
Lineage: Eukaryota; Metazoa; Arthropoda; Insecta; Coleoptera; Staphylinidae
Product: gamma-tubulin complex component 6-like
Exons: 10
Coding region: 274-4107 (1277 amino acids)
Biological process (GO): microtubule nucleation; mitotic cell cycle; cytoplasmic microtubule organization
Cellular component (GO): gamma-tubulin complex; spindle pole; centrosome
Molecular function (GO): gamma-tubulin binding; microtubule minus-end binding
Source: RefSeq, a predicted model, not a curated record
CGUAUUACAAAAUUUAUUCCGAAAUAUGUUAUAUAAAAUAUUCUAUAUUUGUAAAUCUACUGUUUUAAUAUUAAUUCAACAACAUAUUUAAUAUUGCCACGUUGUUCUUUAAUAAUUUCAUAAAUCCAACAUGCUGCAACCAAGAGUACAGCUAAAAUAACAAUUAAUAAACACUGUACGAUGAUGAUCGUAACCUAACAAACAUGUUUAAACAUAUCAACGUAAAAACACAAACAAAAACGGUUGUAAUAGUCGCGAACUUCUCAUAACGAGAUGUCGAGCGAAGAGAGUGUGUAUAAUCUUGUAACAAAACUAUGUGAACAUCACUUAGCAAAGAACUCCAAGUGUGUACGAAUCAAUGAUGUGAAACGCCUCAGAGCCAAGGCAUUUAAAGUGCUUUUGCACCAACCCAAUCCUGUAUCAGAUGCAUUCUGGUUGCCAAAUUGCAACUGCUUGGAGAGCCAGUUCCUUACCUGGCAGUACAACGUGCAAUUUACGUUCAAACAGCCGGAACAAGCGAAAAAAAUACAAAGUUACUAUGAUACAAUCAGUAAUUCCAGCUGGGAUGAUCUAACAAGUAAAGCAAUUUUACAUUUUUUGCUAAAACUGCGCAAAAUACCUUUAAAACCCAAGAAUGAAAUUGCGCCACGUUUGUACGAGAGCGGUUAUCGUGUAUACAAUGAAAGCGAUUUUCACUUGGAACCGAUUGAAAACACAUCAAUUAAAUUCUCAAAUUGCUCCCUGGGCGACACAUCUCGCUGGAGUGAUCUCUUCAUCGAUGCUGAUAUACUAGACAACUCCACAUCGAACAAUUCUGAUGAAGGAUUCGAUAACCGAGCGUCACCAGAGCCAAAUAUCUGGGAUGUUGUCUCCCGGAUGAAAUACACAAAACGUCGGACGUGGGAAUCUUUGGGUAAUCCACUACCGCCGAGUGAAAAACCAUUUCUUUCAGAUAGUAGUUUUAAUGUGUAUGCAUUGAUGGAUAAAGGAAAUUGUCUGAAGAAAUGCGUUAAUAAACCGGUGACAGUCAUAACUAAAGAGCAGUACAUGCGAGAUUUGAAACAAGUUGCUCUUGGACUUGAGUCUCACACGUUUGAAUCAAGUGAAGAUGGAUUCUCUUUGAAACCAAAUGUUGUUUUCGAUAAAAUAUCCUAUGAUGUCUUCAAAAAGUACAGUUGUUUGAUGAUAAACUGUGGAAUUUGUUUCAAAGCGCUUCAGAAUAUGGUGUCUUCAACAGAAACAUCUGCAUUUGGUAAUGUUUAUAAAUACGGGCCUAUUUAUGCUGAAUUUUGUAGUGCUGUUAAUCGUUACCUGUCAUAUUAUUACACCGCAACAACAAAAUUCGACGAAAACAAAGGAUUGUUAAAGUUUCACGCGUUUAUCCGCAUGUUAUCACAACAAUUAUUCGCUGUUGCUAACAUCUGUAAGGUAGGAACUUACAGGGAACCUCACGGAAGUACAAUUCCAAGCGGUGUUGAUUUAUUAAAUUAUUUAUAUAAGAAAUUAUUUGGACAAUCGAAUAGAACGAUUCUCAUGGUGUUGUUAGGACUGUUAUUUCCAUGUUUACAAAUUUAUUUCAUACGAUAUCUUAGUCCGUGGUUGCUACAAGGCGUCGUAAAUGACACGCACAACGAGUUUUUCAUCCGUGUGUCACUAAAAUUCCUGACUAGUAAAGACAGGAAGUAUUGGACGCAUGGUUUUACAAUCGUUGAUUCAAAAAUACCCGAGUUUCUUAUUGAUCAUGCAAAGAAUAUUCUAGAUUGUGGAAAAUCCGCGCAUUUAUUGAAGUUAUGCAUGCCUAAGUCACGAAUUGUUCAGUAUUUCAUGGCGAAUAAGUCGCAUAUGAUUCAGUGUUGUAUUACGCGUGAUUUAUUGUUGAAACGAGAGCGAGCUAUUAAGGCGUAUGAGUUUGAAAUGGUUGUUGCUGGCGGAGGAACGCAAUUUUCCUUAAAGGAUUGGUUAGCGAUGAAAGAAGAUGAGAAGAUUAUUUUUAGCAAGUGUGUUGCUGCUAAACGCGCGGCAACUAUCAAACGGAUUCAGCAACAAAGACUGGAAAAGUUAUCCAAAGAAAAUGAAAGGAAACAAGAACGUUAUCGCAUGCUGCGCGAUGAAUAUGACAAACAAUUAGCUUUAAAACAAGAAGUAAAACUUGCUGAGCUUGCCCGAGAGCUCAAAGAAGAAGAAAAAUUCGCGGCGAUGCAGGAAAAAGUCCAAACUAUGAUUCAAGAAGAAGCCCUACGAAUGAUUGCCCAUUAUGAGCAGAUAUACGAAAACGCAACACAUAUGAACGAACGCAUCUUAACCCACAUUGAAACAAUCAAAAAUAUUCAUCUGGAAGAACCACCGACACCUAAUCCACCUAUUCCAGCAACACAAACAGUGGAAACAAUCGAUGUUGACGUAAUCAAUGCAAACGCUGACGGAAACAUAAACACAGAUCAAAAAACUAUCCCAGAUGACAAAAUCAUUCUCACUGAUGCGCAACGCAACAAAUUAAAAGUAAUGGGUUCUUCAAUCAAUGAAAAAACCAACAUUCUGAAACCAAGUAAUACAAAUAUUAUCGUAACCGACGCGCAGAGGAACAAAAUGAAGGUAAUGACGGAGGAGUACGGCCAGAAAACCGAUCUGGAAAUUAAUCGUGAUUAUUCAAUGCGUAGUAAAUUAACUUUUAAUGAUAACGAUUUUCUUAUUACCACAAACGCGCCGAAUAAUAACAAUCCACAAGAUGGCGCCGAGAACAAACCGCAAACGUCGAAGGUUGAAGGUGACUCAGUCACCGAUAACGACGGCAACUUAAUUACCGCGAAUGCAUCACGCUUGGAGAAAUACCGACAAGAGCGUAAUUUUAAAUUGGACGUUACGAAAACAAUGGCCGAGUACGGUUAUACGCCGUAUCAAAAUACGCCUAGCUUUGACUUUUUAAAAUCCGAUUCGCUGUUCACGGCGACUGCGAGCGCAAGCGCGGGAUGCUCGUUUACUUGUACACCUAUGUACGAAAACGCUGGUGAAACUAUUCAUCUGGAUUAUGAUUAUCCUAUGAGGGUUCCCUUGGCAGAUGUGGCGGACAUUCAAGUCUUGACGUUGGAUAAUUAUAUUCGACGUAGUCUAAUGUUGCCAUUGGAAGUACAAAUGAGUCUGUUGCGUUCUGAUCUUUUGAAACAUUUCAUAGUCGAUCAAAGGUUUCUCACACAUCUUGAACAACUCCGGAACUAUUACUUUCUUUUAGACGGAGAGUAUUGUAUUAGAAUGACACGUGACUUGUUUAAGAGUUUAUAUGCAGGUGGAGAAAGAGCUGUGUAUGGUUUUCCAGCUCGUACGCAAUCAUUUAUGGCGGAUUUGCCGGAAGAUGGCGAUAUUGUAAUGAGAUUAUGUGUGAAUUCUCUAGCGAAAGGAUUAGAUUUGGGUAAUAUUAACGCCUUCGAUGGAAUUUCAUUAAGUUGUGAUGUUAAAUGGCCAUUGAAUAUUUUACUUCCGAGGGAUACUAUGGGUAAAUACGAUGAGAUAUUUAAAUUCUUAUUGAAAGUUCAUCGUGUUGCGUGGGUUUUACGCAAUAUUUUCAUGGACUUGAAAAUGAUGCACAAGGAACAUUCCCAACACGCAGCGUUAUUAUCCUGUUCACCGCAUUACCAGCGCGUGGAAUUGUGCAGACACAUCAUGACACAUUUCAUCCAAACAUUCCAGAAUUACAUCGUAGGCGAAGUAUUGCAGAGUGCGUGGGCUAGCUUUCAGGAAGCACUGAAAUCGAUUGAUCAUAUUGAUGAUUUAUAUACUGCACACACCACAUAUGUCAAACAAAUCUAUUUCAUGUGUCUUCUUAAUAAACAAUCAGCACCGGUGAGGAAAGUAGUGAUGAACAUAUUCAAAGUAAUACUCAAGUUUUACGAUUAUUUGCGUUUGCGUGAUUGGGUGCUCAACGACACCGCAUUCGAGCAUCCAAAUUACGCCAAACUGGAAGAAAUCUUCGCGAAUUUCAUGGUAAUGGCGAAGUAUUUCUUCAAGGUAGGCAAAAAGGUUACACGCAGCGCGUAUCAGUCACAAUUCGCACAGCUUAUCGAUUUAUUGGACAUCAAUGGAUAUUUCAGUGCUUGUUUCAGCGAAUCUACUUAAUUUCAGCUUUAUAAAGUUCACAACAACUAAUCAACACGUUAUGUAUUUAUUUGAUUAUUUAAUAAACGCGUACUUACGAUUUGAAA